This is a messenger RNA of Trichomycterus rosablanca, 1961 nucleotides long. RefSeq lists its product as uncharacterized. Gene Ontology annotation, molecular function: phosphatidylcholine-sterol O-acyltransferase activator activity; phospholipid binding. The record is from RefSeq and is a predicted model, not a curated record. The coding region runs from base 75 to 1754 and encodes 559 amino acids. Gene Ontology annotation, biological process: positive regulation of lipid biosynthetic process; reverse cholesterol transport; lipoprotein metabolic process. Gene Ontology annotation, cellular component: chylomicron; extracellular region; blood microparticle. NCBI's taxonomy places the organism in Eukaryota, Metazoa, Chordata, Actinopteri, Siluriformes, Trichomycteridae. The transcript is spliced from 8 exons.
GUCUAGACCAGCAAGCUCACUGGACUCCAAAAUAUUCAGUAGUGAAGAGCAGCUAGGAGGUGACAACAGUAAAGAUGAAGGCGUUCCUGGUUUUUGCCAUUGUGGCAUUUACUGGCUGCCAAGCCAACCUGUUCUAUGCUGAUGAGCCCAAACCACAGCUGGAGCAACUGAAAGAUGCAUUCUGGGACUAUGUUGCCAAAGCCACACACACUGCAGAAGAUACUCUAAAAACGAUCAGAGAGUCCCAACUUGGACAGGACGUCAGUGCUAGAAUUACAGAAGGUACCACUGCAGCCAGUGAGUACGCAGUCACCCUCCGGAAACAGAUGGACCCCCUGGUCGAGGAAUACAUGGCCAGAAUCACCAAAGAGGCUGAAGUUCUGAAGGAGCGUCUUGAGCUGGACCUGUCCCUCGUCAGAGACAAAGUGGAACCCUAUGCUGAGGAUCUCAAGACCCAGAUUCAACAGAGAGUUGAGGAUCUGAAAGCAGCUGUGGCCCCCUACGCCGACUCCAUUGACACCGAAGGCUUGAGGGCCACCGUGCUUGAGAAAACUGAGAAGCUCAGGGAAAGCCUGGAGGAGAAAGUGAAGGAGCUGCAGUCCCAGAUUGAGCCCUACACAAGUGAUCUUAAAGAGAAAGUGGAUCAGCACAUGGAGGAAUUCAGGAAGACCAUAAAUCCCGUGGCUGAAAAUCUUCAGACCCAGUUUGUGGAGAAAACCCAGAUGGUUCAGCAGAGUCUGGCUCCCUAUGCUGAGGAUCUGAGAGAGAAACUGGAUCCCUAUGCCCAGAAUCUAAAGGAUCAACUUACCUCUCUUUACGAGUCCUUCACCAAGACCAACUGGAGUGGACAGCAAUGCAUUACCUCCUGGACUUUGAGUUUCCAAUACAGCACACGUCACAGUACAGUAUAUAUACUGACUGCUAGGCUGGACUUUCUCACACUACAGGGGUUUGACAGGACACACUCAGGAAGAACCAAAACAAAAACAAUGAAGGUCCUUGUAUUGGUGUUGGCUGUAUUCACAGGCUGCCAAGCCAACCUGAUUUAUGCUGAUGAGCCCAAACCACAGCUGGAACAACUGACAGAUGCAUUCUGGGACUAUGUUGCCAAAGCCACACACACUGCAGAGGGAACUCUGAAAAUGAUUAGAGAGUCUCAACUGGGACAGGAAGUCAAUGCUAGAAUUACUGAUGGUGCGAAUGUGGCCAGUCAGUAUGCAGUCAGCCUCCAGAACCAAAUGAACCCCCUGGCUCAGGAUGUCAUGGUGAAAAUCACCCAGGAGGCUGAAGUCCUGAAGGAGCGCCUUGAGCAGGACCUGUCCAUCGUCAGAGACAAACUGGAGCCCUAUUCUGAGGAGCUCAAGACCCAGAUUCAGCAGAAAGUAGAGGAUCUGAGAGCAGCCGUGGCCCCCUACGCUGACUCCCUUGACUCUGAAGCCAUGAAGGCCAUCGUUCUUCAGAAGACCGAGGAGCUCAAAGGAAGCCUGGAUGAGAAAGUGAAGGAACUGCAGUCCCAGCUUGAGCCCUACACCGAAGAGCUGAGGCAGAAAGUCGAUCAGCACCUGCAGGACUUCCAGAAGACCGUGGCCCCUCUAACUGACGAUCUCCAGGCCAAGGCUGCUGAGAGAGCUGCCAUGGUUCAGCAGAGUCUGGCUCCCUAUGCUGAGGAUCUGAAGGAGAAACUGGAUCCCUAUGCUCAGAACCUGAAGGAUCAGCUUAUUACACUUUACAAUUCCUUCACCAAUACCAACUAAAUACUCCCAAAAGACUUUUAUUUUUAGCCGUUGGACUAUGAUACAUCUGGAAUGUUACCAUCAUUAUGUAACUGUCAUGUAUUUAUGUACUGCUGCUAAGGAGCUGUUUGUUUUUUGCAAAUGUAAGUAAUAUGCAAUACUUGCUUAAACAUGACACUGGUUUUCAUUUCUUGUAUUUAUGCUACAAUAAAACAGCUUGCAAAAUAA